This is a messenger RNA of Rhodotorula toruloides NP11, 3231 nucleotides long. Its product is annotated as beta-ala-his dipeptidase. The coding region runs from base 1 to 3231 and encodes 1076 amino acids. The transcript is spliced from 15 exons. Gene Ontology annotation, molecular function: peptidase activity; protein binding. The record is from RefSeq and is a predicted model, not a curated record. Gene Ontology annotation, biological process: glutathione catabolic process; proteolysis. Lineage: Eukaryota; Fungi; Basidiomycota; Microbotryomycetes; Sporidiobolales; Sporidiobolaceae.
AUGGAUCCUCCCAAAACGCCACACGAGCACAUCAAACAGGUUGCGAACCAUCCCGCCGCCGUUCCCGUCGACUCUGCUUCUCCCCACCUCGACUUCUCCCGACCGAAUCAAUCGCUUCCUCCAGCGUCUGCACUCAGCGCGACACGACCAGUCGACCUGACAACGCCACCCUCACGCCAUGGCGAGCCCCGAACGGUCCUAGCGUCGCCAGCUCUCCGAGCUUCUGCAUCUUCUCCGACCGAAUCCUCCCAGUCGACGACUCCUCCGCCCGUUCUGCUCUCGACUCUCAGUGCGAGUGACGGCGAGAGUAUUCUGUGCAUUGCGGUCGAGGCGGGCGAGGCGGAUGCUGGGAGCGGGACGACUGCAAACGGGAAGGAGGGCAAGGACGGGGAUAGGUCACGCGUGCGCACGGACGGAGGGGAGGGACGGGUAUACGGAGGAAGUCAAGGCGGCGACAUUCAUGUCUGGGACCUCGAGACGCUCUCGCUGCGGGCACGUCUGACCGGCCACGAAGGAGCCGUGCUCGCUUUGCAGGUCGUGCCCACCCAUGGCUGGCUCAUCAGCGCAUCAGGCGACGGAACGGUUCGAGUGUGGGACACCCGCACGCUCUCGCUCCUCUACCUCAUCCACCCGCCGCACGACAACAUCGGCGACAUCCUCUCGAUCGCAUGGGUUGCGGGCGACCUGCUCGAUGAUGACGAGCAUGCUGGGCAUCGACGAGGGCGUGAAGUGCCGGGCACGAGCGGAAGGCGAAGAGGGACCGCGCGGCUGUACGCCGGCUGCCAGGAUACGAGCAUUCAGUGGGUUGACCUUCCUCCUGCGCCUCAUCCGUCGACCGCAAACGACUCUUCCGCCUCGCACCGGUCGCCAGUCCAGUCCCCUCACCACCCUCACUCGCACGCCUCUUCGCAGUCGUACUUCUCAUCCUCGCCCCUCUCGCACUCCCCGCCGAUCUACAAAGCCCCGAACAAGUUCUUCGACUCGAUCUCGCAGGCGGACAAGAACCGCGCUCGAGCGCUCGGCAGCCGGCGAGGCAGUGGAGACAGCUUGAACACGCUCGGAAAGAGCCUGAAGGAUUCGAGGCCGGCGACCCCGAAUGAGUCGGGUGCGGGACAGGGGAACGGAGCGGGACAGGCGGUCGAGUUGCAGUUCCAGGCGGAGUGCAUCACGCCGUUCGCUCACUUCGGAUACGUCUACUGCUUGCUCGUCGGCAAGAGCAACGAUCGAUCGGUCUUGAUGUCUGGCUCGGGCGACGAAUCAGUCAAGCUUUGGCGCCCGACCACAUCCGACCUUCUCCCGCUCGCUACUUUAUCAAGCACCGGCGAAGAUUGCGACGCCGUCCUCGCGCUCGCCACAAAGGACAACACACUGUUUGCGGGUCAUCAGGGCGGCGUUGUACGAGUUUGGGACCUCGACACGCUUACUUGCGUGCGAGUGCUGCGUCCGCACGAGCACGACGUCCUCGCCCUCUCGGUCCUCUCCUCCUCGCUUUACGCCGGCUGCGCGAACGGCUGGAUCAAGCAGUGGGACCUGCGGACUUUUAAGCUCGAGAACGCAUGGGAGAGUCACAGGAGCAUCGUACUGAGCUCGGAGGUGUGCGGAAUGGGCGGAGGUGGAUGGCUGCUGACGGGCGGCAACGAUGCGAGCUUGAAGGUGCGUUCGACCGCAACGCGGAUUCUCGUCCGAUUUAGCGCUCUUCGACGCGCGCUUAUACCCUCACUUCGCUUCGAUCAGAUCUGGGACAUCCGUGCUGAAGACACGAAGGACUCGGCGACGCCGGCUGAACGAGGAUUCCAAGGCGAACUCUUCCACACCCUUGCGAAUUUUGUCGCCAUCAAGACCAUCGCCGACGAUGCGCAUCGGGAGGACUGCCGACAAGGCGCCCUGUACCUCAAGCGCGCGCUGCGAGGGCUCGGCGCCGAGACGGUCAUCCUCCCCGGCGCACCUGACAAGAACCCGAUUGUCCUUUCAACCUUCCGCGCCAACGCGCCUCCUCGCCCGAACCGCUUCGAAGCGCCUCGUCGCAAGCGCGUCCUCUUCUAUGGCCACUACGACGUCGUUCCCGCAUCAGCGCCGGAUGUCUGGACGAACGACCCGUUCACGAUGGCGGGCAAGGACGGCUGGCUGUACGGGCGCGGCGUCUCGGACAACAAGGGACCCGUCUUGGCGGUCGCGGCUGCUGCGGCUGAAUUGCGGAGACGGCAAGAGAUGGAGGUCGAUCUGGUCAUGCUCGUCGAGGGCGAGGAGGAGACGGGAAGUGCGGGCUUCCAGGAGGCCGUGCGGAAGAACAGGGACCUGAUUGGCGACGUCGACGUUAUCCUCGUUAGCAAUUCGUACUGGCUAGGCGAAGACGUUCCCUGCCUGACGUUCGGCUUGCGUGGCGUGAUCCACGCUUCCGUCAAGGCGAGUCCGCACCAGAAUAAACCUCGUAGACCGCCACUGACUUUGCCCUCCUUGCAGGUCGAAUCGGCCAUCUCGAAGCCGAUUCACAGCGGUAUCGAGGGCGGGGCGACGUCCGAGCCGCUGAACGACUUGAUCCGCGUCAUCGCGGGCCUGACAGACGCCGACGGGCGAGUCCGUAUCCCAGGGUUCCUAGACGACGUCCGGAAGAUGUCGCCGAACGAGCAGAAGCUAUACGAGAAGAUCGUCGAGCGGUACAAGAACCUGAACGACUCGGCAAAGCUGGCCUCGCACUCGGCGGUCAGUGAUCCCCUCAAGGCGCUCAUCAACCGCUGGCGGCAACCUGCCCUCUCAGUCCACAACGUCGAGGUCCCCGGACCAGCGCAGAAGUCGCUGAUCCCCAACUCUGCCUCGGCCGCCAUCUCCAUCCGAAUCGUGCCGGACCAGUCGCUCGACGACAUCGUCGCAAAGCUCAAGAGCCACCUUGAGAAAUCGUUCCGCUCGCUACGAACGCAGAACAAGCUGAGUGUCGAGAUCAACCAUGUCGCGGAUUGGUGGCUCGGCGACCUAGACUCGCCCUUCGUUUCCGCCAUGGCCGACUGCAUCUCGUCGCAGUGGAAGGUCGACCCGCUCUUCAUCCGAGAAGGCGGCUCAAUCCCUUCCCUCCCUUUCCUCGAGCGCGAAUUCGCCGCCGACGCCAUCCACUUCCCGAUGGGCACGAGUACCGACUCGGCUCACUUGCCUGACGAGCGGAUUCGAGUCCUCAAUCUGGAGAACGGCAAGGCGAUCGUCUCGGCUUGGUUCGGCAAUAUCGCCUCCCUCGACUUGUAG